CAAAGAGGCAGAAUCCUCACCUCCUUCAACCACAGCAGGUGCCGAAAGGAAGAACAGGCUCAGCCAAUCAGCCUCCAGAGAAACGAAGAGACGACCUCGCCAGCUCAGAGACCAGACAUGGCAUCGUGGGGUGAAGCCAAGCUCUUCUUCUGCCUCCUCUUCAUCACCUGCUGCUGCACAAUGACGUCAGCUGAGGUUCCCAGGGACUGCUGCUUGAGCGUCAAAAACAAAGAGGUUAAAAAAAUUCUGGUUGUAGACUACAGUCGACAGAUCAGCGGAGGUGGCUGCUCUAUUGAUGCCACAGUUUUGGUGACCCGAGGUGGAAGGAAACUCUGUGUGCCUGCUGAUGAAAGCUGGAUCCAGGCUGUGAUGAAGCAUGUGGACCACCUAAAGAAACGCUGCAAGAGUGUCCAAUACAAGGGCCAACACUGCAAGGGAGUGAUUCACGAGUAAACAUUUGAGCGACCUGCGACCCCUUCAGCCAAAGAGACAACGGAGCCAGAGAGGACCACUGCCAGUCAGCGAAGAAAAAGGGGCAAAUCAAAUCAAAUCAAUAAAUAAAUAAAUUAUAUUGAGUCCUAUGACUACAUAGAGAUUAAUCUAUUCUACCAUUAUAUUUUAUAAAGUUAUGUUUGAGUCACCAUGAAAAUUUGAAGGAUUAUUAUAUAUUUUUUUUAUCUGUUUUUCAAGGACCAAAAAUGUGAAAGUUUGUAAGAGUGUGUUGCUGCUCACUAAGCUAACUGUGAACAAAUUAACUACUCAGGCAGUUUGUUUGUUGUAUAAAUUUGUUUUGGAGGUUAUUGACUUUUUUCAAAAUUAAAGCCUUGUUUUUCUAAA
Messenger RNA from Anoplopoma fimbria (sablefish), 837 nucleotides. Its product is annotated as C-C motif chemokine 19-like. Gene Ontology annotation, molecular function: chemokine activity; CCR chemokine receptor binding. NCBI's taxonomy places the organism in Eukaryota, Metazoa, Chordata, Actinopteri, Perciformes, Anoplopomatidae. Gene Ontology annotation, cellular component: extracellular region. Gene Ontology annotation, biological process: neutrophil chemotaxis; positive regulation of ERK1 and ERK2 cascade; cellular response to interleukin-1. The record is from RefSeq and is a predicted model, not a curated record. Bases 118 to 453 code for a protein of 111 amino acids. The transcript has 4 exons.